This is a messenger RNA of Rhincodon typus (whale shark), 555 nucleotides long. Its product is annotated as sorting nexin-14-like. NCBI's taxonomy places the organism in Eukaryota, Metazoa, Chordata, Chondrichthyes, Orectolobiformes, Rhincodontidae. The transcript has 3 exons. Bases 255 to 527 code for a protein of 90 amino acids. The record is from RefSeq and is a predicted model, not a curated record.
GAGGCGGGGCUUGUAAUGAUUGAUGAGUCCAUGACCAUGAGCUGAGGAGGCGGGGCUUGUGGCGAUUGCUGUGGCCGUGACCACGAGCUGAGGGGGUUGAGACGGGCCUGUGUGGAGGCUGGGCUUGACGAGGUGAAGAGAGAGGAAGGCGUUGUUCCUGUUCUUAGGCCGUACACGGAGAGGGAGAGGGAGAGGGAGCAGGAGCAAGAGCAAUGCUGUGGCGCUGGUAAACCCAGGCCUUGGCGGAAGUCAAUAUGUUGUCAGUUCGGCGGGCGCUUCAGGAGUUGGGAUUGAGACUCAGAUUUCACCUGUUCCGGGAUAUCGGUCGCCAGUAUCCGGUCUUCUGCUUCAUUAUGUUAUUGCUUACCCUUUCCACCCUGCUGUUUAACAGGUAUUUACAUAUUCUUAUGAUGUUCUGGUCAUUCCUUGCUGGAGUUGUGACUUUCUACUGUUCGCUUGGACCUGACUCACUUUUGCCCAAUAUUCUGUUCCAUACUGAGCGAAAACCAAAGUUUCCCGACCACUGAUGUGAGGCUCACUGGCCUGUAAUUUUCU